UUCAUGGGAGAAAACGCAGCUUCUUACCGGAACCGUGGAGAGCGUCGUAAACGGAAAACUCAAUAAGUGCGCAGAUGCGCGCAGGACGCGCGUAUGGGACUUGUAGCGGCCGAAAAACAGUUUUGCACCACAAGAUCCUACAGCACACUGCGGUGAAUAUGAAUAUCAUUGGGAAGGUCCCCCCAGUGCUGCGCACGUUUGUCUGGAGCAGAAAACCCUCUUCACUGAUGAGGUCCAAAAGUGGUGCCAGGGAGGAGUAGGCCACCUUCUUCCAGCCAGCCGUGUCCCCCUCCUGAAGGUCCUGGUGGACGUAUUUUCUGCCUAAGAUUGUCCCCGGGAUCAUUCGAAACUGUUUCUCCAACGCUUCUACCAGAAACUUAGACUGUUUUCCAAAGCAGAACAGGCCCAGCCCUCCCAGGCGGAAGCGAUGGGGAGCGUGCGAAGCCACCGCUACAGCAUCGUCUCCUCAGAGGAGGACGGCAUGAAGCUCGCCACCAUCGCCGUGCCCAACGGCUACGGCAACGGCAACGUCAACAAGGCGCUGGACGAGCCCCAGCGCCAGAGUCGCUUCGUCCGGAAGGACGGUCACUGCAACGUGCAGUUUAUCAACAUGAGCGAGAAGGGCCAGCGCUACUUGGCAGAUAUCUUCACCACCUGCGUGGACAUUCGUUGGCGCUGGAUGCUGCUCAUCUUCUGCCUCUCCUUCCUCCUCUCCUGGCUCUUCUUUGGCCUGGUCUUCUGGCUGGUGGCGCUUUCUUACGGAGAUUUGGAGAACGAGACUCAGCUGUGUGUUUCAAACGUGGACAGCUUCACUGCUGCCUUCUUGUUUUCAGUGGAGACCCAGACCACCAUCGGUUACGGGUACAGGUAUGUGACCGAGGAGUGUCCGGUUGCUGUGUUCAUGGUUGUCUUCCAAAGCAUCGUGGGAUGCAUCAUCGACGCGUUCAUCAUCGGUGCCGUGAUGGCUAAGAUGGCCAAGCCCAAAAAGAGGAACGAGACCCUGGUGUUCAGCCAUUACGCCACCGUGGCAAUGAGGGACGGGAAGCUUUGCCUCAUGUGGCGAGUGGGGAAUCUGAGGAAGAGUCACCUGGUGGAAGCCCACGUCCGAGCCCAGCUCUUGAAGUCCCGCACCACCGCAGAGGGGGAGUUCAUCCCUCUGGAUCAGGUGGACAUUGACGUGGGUUUUGACAGCGGCAUUGACAGAAUCUUCCUGGUCUCUCCCAUCACCAUCGUCCACGAGAUCGAUGAGGACAGCCCCUUCUAUGAGAUGAACAAGCAGGAGCUGGAGACAUCAGAAUUUGAGAUCGUCGUCAUUCUUGAGGGAAUGGUGGAGGCCACAGCUAUGACCACCCAGUGUCGGAGCUCCUACAUAGCCAGCGAGAUCUUGUGGGGUUACCGCUUUGAGCCGGUCCUAUUUGAGGAGAAGAACUACUACAGAGUGGACUACUCUCGCUUUGACAACACCUACGAGGUGACCAACACCCCACAGUGCAGUGCCAGGGAGCUGGCAGAGAAGAGGUCCAACCCCUCCACUUCAAGGAACUCCUUCUGCUAUGAGAACGAGGUCGCGCUUGAAAAGGUCGACUUGGAGGAGGACAUCGAAGAGGAGGAGGAGGAGGAGGAGGAGACCAGGAGCACACAGGACGUUGAGGUGAAUGCUCUGGAUGACGUGAACACAGAUGCAGCCUCAGACUCUGAACACAGCGCGGACAUUUUGCCUUUAGAAACAAGACCUUUGACUGCGGAACCCGAAAUAUAACAGCAGGUGAUUCAUGAGGUUGCGGUUGCAACGGAGCUUUUGGGUUACAUGAACUGGUUGCACUGGGCUGUAGGAACAAUAUUGGCCAGAUCCUUCACAUGGGUACAAGCAUUUUGAUAAAGAAUCAAAGAUUUAUGACACAAUUUUGACCGUGUGUGGCCUCACUGUCGCUAAAUUUGGGUUUAAAAAAAUGAGGGAACAGGCUACAUUCACAUUGUGUUUCAGGUUAUUUCUAGAGAGCAAAAAAGCAAUUCCAAUGGUUUAUUCUGAAUUCUACCUUCUCACCACCUUCACCAACGGUCCAUAACUGUCAGUAGAGGCAGAUGAAAAUGUUUUCCCCAGCUGAGUGUUUGUCUCCCCCUUAGCUUUCACCAUAGAACCAGUGCCCAUCUGCGGACGCCUCAGGGACGUCUGGGCCUCUUUGCCUAUAGGCUUAGCUUCACCUCACUGGCUUACUUCCCCUUAAAAUCCUCCAAAAUUCAAACAUAAAAUUCUUUUAUUUACCACUACAAAUGUCAUAUAUCUUUUAAAGUAAAAACCAGUGCGAUACAACGCAUUUGUCUGCUUACACAAGAUGGCCGCGCUAAAGCUAUUGGCGUGUUCGAUGAAUAAAGUUUGUCCGGGAAUCAAUCCGAUUAUUUAUAUUCUGCCUCCAUCUAUUAUUGUUUAUGCUGUAGUUGCCCAUGACAACGACAAAAAAAGUCACACAAGAGCAAACACCAUGUGAACGCAGCCUUCAGUAUAAGCUAUUUUAGCAGAUGUAUAUGUUUUGCAUUAGUUUUUCACUGAACAACUGAAGCCACACAAGGACUUGUUUGUUAAUGAGCUGGUCUCUUAGCAAAUCGGUAUUUACAGUCUUCUUCCAUGUGGUCUGUACGAUGACUUGCACAGAUUAGGAGCGGGGAAUAAAAGAUGCUUUAUCUUUCCGAAACGUCUCCAGCAAUAAACCUUUUCAAGCGGUUCAGGUCGGUGACAGAAUGUGAAGCUGAAGUCGUGAAUGUUUGUGAUAAGUGCUGCUAAGUUACAUAUGAUAUGUUUGGAGGGAGAUCCAGAAGCCAAAAUGUAUUAUUUGUAUUUGCAAAGCCUCCUUUUGGAGAUUUUAACAGCAACCUGUGUUGUUCAUUUUAGAUGUAGACAAGCAUGAAGCUGUGUGUGAGUGUGUGUGUGUGUGUGUGUUGUUGUUUUUUCCAAAGCACUUUCUUCCUCAUCAGCGAGUUUCCUACAUUAGAAACAGAGACUGCUUGACAUGGGCUGACGCUAAAACAAUAAAAGCUCAUCCUUGCGGGUCGAAUUGUAAGGAGAUUAUUUAUUGGAUGACUGUAACAAGUUGGCCACCAAACUGGCUUUAAUUCAGUAUAUUUUCGGUGUGUACGCGCAACAAUGUGUAGUGUGGAUCAGAUACCGCUGGGUUAUUAUUAGAUCCAAAAUAUUCCUCUGUUUGGGUGGCGUCCAUGUGAGCGCAGUCUCUGUUUAAAAAGCCAAAGCCCUACUGAGACUCUCUCAUUCUAAAGUCGACUGGCUCAUAUGAAGCAUUGGAGUUGUCCACUUAACAAACUCUAAUAUUUCUUGAGCACUCACACACUGGAAUUUUCUUUCGACAUAUUCAAGAUCAAGUUAGCCCGAAGUGUGCGCAACACGAGCUUCUGGGAAAUGACUGAAAACAUUUCAUCCAUUCGACUUGGUCCUGCACAAACUGUAUAGUUUUUUUAAAAAAUCUUUUGUAAAUUAUUAUGCUCAUAAAGACUGUAUGCUUUAGAUGAUGUCAUAAUUUUCCAAUAAAACCUU
Molecule: messenger RNA, 3544 nt
Organism: Synchiropus splendidus (mandarinfish)
Lineage: Eukaryota; Metazoa; Chordata; Actinopteri; Syngnathiformes; Callionymidae
Product: inward rectifier potassium channel 2-like
Exons: 3
Coding region: 428-1759 (443 amino acids)
Biological process (GO): regulation of monoatomic ion transmembrane transport; potassium ion import across plasma membrane
Cellular component (GO): plasma membrane
Molecular function (GO): inward rectifier potassium channel activity
Source: RefSeq, a predicted model, not a curated record